Molecule: messenger RNA, 3860 nt
Organism: Thunnus maccoyii (southern bluefin tuna)
Lineage: Eukaryota; Metazoa; Chordata; Actinopteri; Scombriformes; Scombridae
Gene: pcyt1aa
Product: phosphate cytidylyltransferase 1A, choline a
Exons: 10
Coding region: 424-1536 (370 amino acids)
Biological process (GO): CDP-choline pathway
Cellular component (GO): endoplasmic reticulum
Molecular function (GO): phosphatidylcholine binding; choline-phosphate cytidylyltransferase activity
Source: RefSeq, a predicted model, not a curated record
AGGAGGAGGAGACGUCUGACUCGUUAUGUCAGUUCCUUUAAGGAUGUCGAAGUUUUUGUAGUUCCUGUGCUGUUGACCUGUCAGCGUUGUAGUACGAGCUGUCACUGCUGAUAAUUUGUCUGUCCUCCUUCUGGCAGUCGCAGUUUUCCGCCGGUAGCACAGCGAGUACCGGGACUGUCGGACGCUCAGGGCUGUUUGUACUUACUGUUGUUUGCUGCUAUCAGCUAGCCAGCGAGCUAACGGCUAAAGGAAGCUAACGAGCCAGUCAACCUGACAGCUAGCUGGCCAGCUAGUAGUCGACGGACGGCAGCUAGGUUGCAGUUAGCUAGCUAGCCUUCUGAGAGGCGAGGAAGCCGCCCACUCCUGCAAAGCAGCACUCCGGACAAAACAGUGAACGAAGCGAAGGCGUCCAGCAAGCCAAGGAUGGAGGCCCAGAGCUCCAGCGGGCCGCUGCUGUCCAGAAAAAGGAGAAGAGAGGGCUCCAACGGGGAGACCGAGGAGGGAGAGAGGCUUGGGAAAAUCCCCAGAUGCACCGUGGGAUUGAAGCACCCUGCACCUUUCGCAGAUGAGCUUGUGCCAGCUGAUGGUCAACCCUACGCGAGAGUCAGCAUGGAUGAGGCCAAGAGGGGAACACCACCUGACAGACCAGUGCGGGUGUACGCAGAUGGUAUCUUUGACGUUUUCCACUCAGGUCACGCCAGAGCACUUAUGCAGGCUAAAUGCCUCUUCCCAAAUACACACCUCAUUGUUGGAGUGUGCAGUGAUGACCUGACCCACAAGUACAAGGGCUUCACGGUGAUGAAUGAGGACGAGCGUUACGAUGCCAUCAGACAUUGCCGCUACGUGGAUGAAGUGGUGCGGAACGCUCCCUGGACAUUAACGCCAGAGUUCCUCGCAAAACAUCGCAUUGACUUUGUGGCCCAUGACGACAUCCCGUACUCCUCAGCGGGCAGCGAUGACGUGUACAAGCACAUCAAGGAAGCUGGUAUGUUUGCUCCCACCCAGCGGACAGAGGGCAUCUCCACCUCUGACAUCAUCACACGCAUUGUCCGUGACUACGAUGUGUACGUCAGACGCAACCUGCAGAGAGGAUACACAGCCAAGGAGCUGAACGUCAGCUUCAUCAAUGAGAAGAAGUACCACCUGCAGGAGCGCGUGGACAAGGUGAAGAGGAAGGUCCGUGACGUGGAGGAGAAGAGCAAGGAGUUUGUCCAGAAGGUGGAGGAGAAGAGCAUUGACCUCAUUCAGAAAUGGGAAGAGAAAUCCAGGGAGUUCAUCGGCAACUUCUUGCAGAUGUUUGGACCUGAGGGAGCUCUGAAACACAUGCUGAAGGAAGGGAAGGGCCGCAUGCUGCAGGCCAUCAGCCCCAGGCAGAGCCCCAACAGCAGCCCCACCCGCGAGGAGCGCUCCCCCUCCCCGACUUUCCGUCUCCCCUUCUUCACCAAGACCUCCCCGUCUCCCUCACCUCUGCCCCACCACAGCGGGGCCCGCGGAUACCUCAUCAGCGAGGACGACGACGAAGACGACGAAAACUAGAAAGCGUCUGAAUCCUUGGCUCAAAUGGGCUGCAGUCACUGCUACCAGUUAACUGAGCUGUCAAGUAGCGUGGUUUUCAUCGAGCUCCUGCUUCCAUUAAAUGUCUUUUUUUUGAUGAUGAUUUUACUUUGACAUUUAGCACUUCAGUGUCAUGUUAACUGUGACAUUCAGUUUCUUCACAGCUCUUGUUUUAACAGCCAAUUUGUCCUUUUUUUCUUUUUGUGUAACGGUCAGUAAAAGUUACCAUUAGUCACCCUGAGUUCUUUGAAAGUUAGCCUCAUUUAUCUGCGUCACUUUUGAUGUUGAGUUUAUUAGUCGCUCACUGUCACUCACUCUUAGGAAUAUUUGCAGGUGUUACACUCGGUGCACUCUUCCAUCUAUGGUGGUAUUCUUAAGGUUGGCGUUGUGGUGCAAUAGGAGUUUGUGUUUCUGGUCUUUUGUCAUGGCUUUAGCGGGAAGGCUCGCAGGUUUUUUGGUCACACAUUUGGUGUUCGGUGUUGGAAACGUGAGCUGGAAACCUCAUGGAGACACUGUCGAAUAUCUCCAGGGGAAGUUUUUCAGAGCGGGUCAGAAACUGGAGGAAAUGAUCCACUCAUGUGGCGGGGCAGUUUAUAUUCUGCUCAUGCUAACGUGAAGUCAACCUGGCUCUCUUUCUGCUCUCAACUGAAAUCCAGAUGUGCUUGAUUUUUAAGUAACAGGGAAACAUCUAUCUGGGAAUAAUAGUGUUAAAUGUCGAGAAAACAGCCCACCCCCCCACCCCCAAAAAAGUCUGUCUGCCUGCAUUGGGGCUACGCGCGUCUGUGUGUAUGUGCAUGUGAAGUUUGUGUAUGCAAGCUCAUACGUCGGCAUGUUGGAAAUGUCUUCUGUGAACAUUCUCCAUCUAUUGACAGAUCUGGGUUCAGCUUGACUUUGUGCACAUAAUAAAAGAAAUUAGCUUUUUAAAAUUUGUCUGCUGACAAGAAUCAGUCUUUGGAAGACUAGUUUCAAACUGGACGCCUUUCAGCGGCGUAAGAGGAAGUCUUGCAAAGAUGAAAAUGUUAAUGUAGAAAUACUUAUUUUUGUAGAUCUCAUUGUUCCUUUCUUUAUCGUCCGUCUGUACAGAGAAUGAUCUUAGUCGUCCCUGUUUAGAAGUGCUUUGAGUCUGAGCAGAGAAUCAACACGAGCAAGGCUGCACUGUUUUUGUUUUUUUGUUUUUUUGUGUGUGUGUGUGAUGGAGAUCUGGGCCUGUGGAUGACCUAAAACUUAAAUCUGAUAUACAUGUGAUAAAAGAAAAUAUCAGGUUCUCAUAUAUCUAAUAACAUCUGAGAACUGUCUAACUGCCCGACUUUUUGUAAGAAAUCACAUUUUUGGGGAGUCACAAGCACAAACAGGUGCCUAAAUAAGGCCCUUGCAUCUCAAUGGUGGCAAACAUACAGGGCAAAACACACACAAGUUUAUGGUUUUUAACCAAAUCCUGCAGAAAUCUACAAAGACUUUCACAAAAGUGAACACAGUCUGCAUCUGUUUAGAGAUGUAUUUCAAUGGACUCCACAUUAACAUUUAUGUAGCUACCUCCUGCUUGCUUAAACUGAUUCUGUUUCCUAAGAUGAGCACAAAGUAUGAGCAUUAUUUUUCCUUUCUGAACAGAGCCAUUGUUCCAGCACUGAAUCAACAUGACUUGGUCAAAUAUUUGAGAUUUUCCGGCCUCGGUUUGUUGUCCUGCAUCUCCAGUGAUAAAAGCAUGUGUUGUGUUCUCCUAUAUAACCGACAGUGAAACAUCACAGGUGAUCUGAAGAUGUAAUACAAUACUGUUAAAUGACUCUAAUAUAAAUGUUGUCAGAUGUCUGUGUGAUCUGUUCUAGGCUUGGUUUCCCAAAAGCAGGUGUGGUUUGCUGCAGCAACUAAACUGCUUUCUGUUAGUGGUAAAAAUCCGAUUUGAACUUGAGGAGAUAACUGGAAACACUGAAAAGGAUUCCCCCAGUUAGAAAAAUCCCACUUUUGGUAUUAAAACUUCAAAAUCAGUAGAAUUUGAUGAGGAAAUUCAGCCUAGAUUUUUGGUGCUAAGCUACUUUUGGGAAGCCUCGCCUUGAUUCUUGUGGAAUCUGUUCCUUAAAUCAGUGUGAACUUCUCAGUAAGAACACGACCACGUUGAGAGCUCGAGUGGCAAGCCAAUAACAAGCCACUAUUAAGAUACAAAUGUAAAUGUUUUUAACAGCAAAUGUUUUAAUUAAUCAUGUAUUAUUUUACUGUUAGGGGUCAUUUUUAAGUCCUGGAUGUAGAGGUCAGUAAGAGCAAGACAAGAAAAAUGUAUUAAACAUGUUGGCCAAAGCAUUUCUUGACCUUCA